AUGAUUGAUCUAGGGUUGGCCCGCAUUGGCCAUCUCAUCAAGCACACACCCCAGACGUGGAAGGCCAUCCAUGUGGCCGGCACCAACGGCAAAGGCUCCAUAUGCGCCUACAUCUCGGCCAUGCUCAACGCCAAAGGCAUAUCAUACGCCAGGUUCACCUCCCCUCACUUGGUCGACCGGUGGGACUGCAUUGCCAUCAAUGGCAAGCCCGUGUCGGAAUCCUUGUUUCUUGAAGUUGAGAAGCAGGUGAAGCAGAGGGAUGUGAGCGAGAACAUUGGCGCAAGCGAGUUUGAGCUCCUGACCGCGACUGCCUUUGAGAUCUUCAACCGCCAAAAAGUCGAAUACGGAGUUGUCGAAGUUGGUCUUGGUGGCAGGCUAGAUGCGACGAAUACACUCAAACAGAAAUCGGUUACCGUUAUUUCCAAGAUUGGUCUUGAUCACCAGUCUUUCCUGGGAAACACCAUUGAGGAGAUUGCACUUCAGAAAGCAGGAAUUAUCCGCCAGGGCGUACCCUGUGUGGUGGAUGGCAGCAACCAGCAGUCAGUUCUGCAGGUAAUAGAACAGCAUGCUAAGGAAACAGGGGCAUCAUUGCAGUUUCCCAACGCGACAGCUGUUGCGGAAGAGCUUGCGAAGUCAGGAGAGACCUUUGAGCCACACCAAAUCCAGAACCUGGCAGCUGCUCAUCUGGCCUUCCGUCUGGCUUGCCCAGAGCAUGAUGCCCCGUUAACAAGUCUUCUGCCCGCUAUCAAGCAGCUCAAAUGGCCUGGUCGCCUCCAAAAGAUGAGUCUCGAAAACAUCACCGGCCGUCAGCAAGACGUGCUCUUAGACGGCGCUCACAACACCCAGUCAGCUGAGGCACUGUCUGGCUACGUCCAAAGACACCUUCGUUCUUCAGGAAAUCCAAUAACCUGGGCGCUGGCCGCCACGCAAGGCAAGGAUAUGAACGGGAUUCUCAGUCUGUUACUCCAACCUGGUGAUCAAGUCGUUGCUGUCAGGUUCGAACCUGUGGACGGAAUGCCCUGGGUCAAAGCAGCCGAUCCCAAGGAGCUCCUCGACUUGGCCACUCAACAUGGUGUCGACCAGUCAUCGGUCUACAGCGCCGGAGAGAACGUAAAAGACGCCUUAACCAAAGCAUCCGAGAUGGCAGGCGAAAGGCCAGUAGCGGUCAACUGCUCGUGUUCAAACUGGUUGAUAAAACAUCCCACCACCGUCACUGUCAUGACAACCCCCAAUCACCUCGUCAUAGUCUGCGGCCACGGCAUCUACCUCGGCGGUCCGCAAAACGGCCAUGACGAAUCAGAAUGGCUCAUUGAACCAUACAAAAAGGGGGAAACGCCCACUUUCAUGGCGCAUAUCAAAGCCGGGGCGGAUGUUGUGAAUUCUGAUCCGAGAUCAGUGUUGGUGUUUUCUGGAGCCGCAACCCGCCCAGAAACGCACCUCUCCGAGGCAAAAUCCUACUGCAACCUCGCCCUCGACAACAACUACUUCCCCCCGACCCUCGUGGGAUCCCGUGUGCUGCUGGAGGAACGAGCCCUCGAUUCCUAUUUCAACAUCUUGUUCUCUUUGAUCCUCUACUGGCGGCAGCACCCGUCAAAUCACUGGCCGGAACGCAUCACCGUCGUCUCCCACGAGUUCAAGCGCACUCGUCUUGUCGACGGCCACUGCGCAGCUGUUGGAUUCCCUCUAGACCGGGUAACCUUCCUCGGCAUCAACCCCCCCAGCCUCAAAGCCGAAGACCAAGCCAGCAACCAGCUCACCCUCGGUCAAUGGGAACAAGACCCCCACGGUGCCAGCCUUGACCUCCUCGCCAAAAGGCAAAAGAGAAACAUCUGGGGUGUCAGCCAAGCCCUGUUCCUUGAUAAAAACGAAGCCACAAAGGCAGGACUGGAAGGACAAAUCAGGACUUCAAAAGACGGCUCUCAAACAUUGCUCGACUACAAAGGCUGCAUCCGUCCCUGGGCUACGUGA
Podospora anserina S mat+ is the source of this 1968-nucleotide messenger RNA. RefSeq lists its product as uncharacterized. Bases 1 to 1968 code for a protein of 655 amino acids. Gene Ontology annotation, molecular function: tetrahydrofolylpolyglutamate synthase activity; ATP binding; dihydrofolate synthase activity. The transcript is spliced from 3 exons. Gene Ontology annotation, cellular component: mitochondrion; cytosol; cytoplasm. Gene Ontology annotation, biological process: folic acid-containing compound biosynthetic process. The record is from RefSeq and is a predicted model, not a curated record. NCBI's taxonomy places the organism in Eukaryota, Fungi, Ascomycota, Sordariomycetes, Sordariales, Podosporaceae.